AUGGCAUCAGAGACACUCUACAAACUGGGAGAUGGGGAGGAGACCACACUGAAGAAGGAAACCCUCAACGUUUUGAACGCACUCGAUCAAAUGUCGAAGCCCUUUCCAAACCCCAAGUCUAUGAACAGGACCGUCACUACCAAAGGACUCCCAUUUUCCUCAAGGGGCAGUUUGGUUAACUUCUCGGAGGAAGAUGCCAUCCACCUACCGAAGCAGAUGCCAAUGGAGGAUUCUGAAUGCAGCUCCGAUGACACCAGCAUCUCCCCCAUGUCAUCCACUUUGUUGAAUCCCAUCAAAUUGGCCGUGACCCAGCCCAGUAGCAGCUUCUUUGCAGGGAUGCUGGAGGGCGAGCUGAACAAACUCAGCUUCUCCUCGAUGGGCAAGAGUACAGAAAAGGGGGACCUGGCCCUCUGCCCCCAAUCUAAGUCCCAAAUAGCCCCUUGUGGCCUGCUGGACCUUGACAACCCUGAGGUGGACACAGACACCUCCUCAACACCCUCAGAGUCCUCUGUGGUCCUGGAUGUGCCGGAGGCGCCCUUCAUCUAUGAACACACGGUCAGCGAUUCCACGGCUGUGAUUUCCUGGACCUACGCCCCAGGCAAGCAGCGGGUCAGUUUCUACCAGGUCCUGUUGCAGGAGGUGGUCAGGAAAAAUGAUAGUGAGAUGCCCAAGGCAAAGAAUCACCCAUGGAUCUUCGAUAAGAUCUUGGGCACCACCGUCAAGCUGAUGGAGCUGAAGACUAACACGAGUUACUGCCUGACUGUCUGCGCAGCCAACACCGCUGGGGUGGGGAAGUGGUGCAAGCCCUGCAAAUUUGCAACCGUUGAUACAGACUUGACCAGCUUCCCCGAGAACAAUCCUAUCCAGAUCACCGUGAGGCGCAAGGAACCCCAGCGGAAAACCAUAUCCAUCGGAUUGGAGGACAUGCGGAGGCUAGAAGAUCUGGAAUACCUCUUUCUUCGGCCCAGGGCCCUUAGGAACCGGAACCAUGGAAUGUACCAGCAGCAUCAAGCCAGGGAACCGCUGACCACCCUGCUGGUCCCAGGCCUGCGGCCGAGGCCAGAUGGCAGCUCCAUUCACCUGGAGACACCACAGGCCAGGCCAGGUCAGAUCAGCCUCCACUGCCCAUAG
Molecule: messenger RNA, 1131 nt
Organism: Lipotes vexillifer (Yangtze River dolphin)
Lineage: Eukaryota; Metazoa; Chordata; Mammalia; Artiodactyla; Lipotidae
Gene: FNDC8
Product: fibronectin type III domain containing 8
Exons: 5
Coding region: 1-1131 (376 amino acids)
Cellular component (GO): nucleus
Molecular function (GO): protein binding
Source: RefSeq, a predicted model, not a curated record